AUGAAGCUCGAGAGCUUCAGCCUCGCGGCGCUCUCCGCGGUCCUCUUCGCCAGCAAGGCGGAAGCCGCGGCUGUAAACUGCUUCAAGGCUGACACGGACUACUUCGGCUACGACGUGGAGAAAAUUUUUGUUGGGGCUGCGACAGAGUCGGCAGAGAAGUGCCAGCAGGCAUGCAAGAGCAAAGAAGAGUGCUACUACUUCACGUACAUCCCCGAUCGAAAGCAAUGCUACUUGAAGGACAGUCAGGCGCCGAAUGGGGCUGUUACGAACCCGUUGGCGAUCUCUGGUCCCAAAGUCUGCUCUCCAGCGGGGACCUGCUACGAGUACAUGACUGACUACUACGGCUACGACCUGCAAAAGAUCGAAGACCAAUCAGUGCCACAUGCAGAUGACUGCCAGCGCCUGUGUGCGGCGAACGACCAAUGCCACUACUGGACAUUCAUUCCUUCAAAAUUCAGCUGCUAUUUAAAGUACAACGGUGCCACCGUGGGCCGGACCCCACACAGUGAGGCGAUCUCCGGUCCCAAGUCCUGCGGGGGUUCUUCGCCAGAGGGCAAUGGCGUGCCGUGCUACGAGGCAGACACGGACUACUUCGGUUACGAUAUCAAGAUCUUCGACAACAACCUCGUCGGCACAGCAGAAGAAUGCUACGGCCUAUGUCUCUCGUUCAACGAAUGCAAGUACUGGACGUGGGUCCCAGCACUGAGAAACUGCUACCUCAAGAGCGAGUACGCCCCCCUGGGCCGCGUGCACGCUCCUGGCACCAUGAGCGGACCCAGAGAUUGCAACGGCUCCAACCUGCCGCCGUGGGUUCCACCUCCGCCCGUCUACCCUCCUAUCGUGCCAGUGCCUCCGCCCUCUCCGUACCCGCCCUAUCCUAGUCCGACAACCACCACUACCGCGAGCACUACCACGGAGUCUUGCUACAAGUCGCACGUUGAAUACCCGUCAGGAACCCUGCGGCACCUCGUGACUGACUCAGCGGUUGCUUGCCAGAAACUCUGCCAGGCAGAACACGCCUGCUUCUUCUUCACCUUCAAGGCAGACAUCUUGGAGUGCACCCUCAAGGAUAGCACGGCUGGCAACACCCCGAUCCCCCGAAGGCACACCCUUUCCGGAUCCAAAUUCUGCGCGGACAUCAUGCCACCGGAGUUCCAGCCGUUAGAGAACCACAUUCCAACCCCUCCACUCCCUUCGCCUCCGCAAAUCCCUCCAGCCUAUCCAGGACCCUUCCCCGACCCUUCGCCCCCUAACACAGUUCAGGUUCCCUCAUGCGCCGAAGUGAACGUGGAGUACGUCAGUGACAUCCUGAGUGUCCUAGGAGCUGACUCACCCCAGGAAUGCCAAACACUCUGCAAGCUGACUGCGUCGUGCAACUACUUCACGUACCGAUCGGAUCUGUACAGAUGCUACUUGAGUACGAAACAAGGAACCGCUGCCGUUCGAGUCAACGCAUUCGCAGGCCCCAAAGAGUGCCCGAAUGACCCUGUGCUUCCCCCGUCUACUGGAUCGACGUGCUUCAUGCAGAACAAGCUGCUGGUGGGUAACCUUGUUGAAACAACAACGGCGGCCAGCGCGUUGAAGUGCCAAGAGAAGUGUGCAAGCACUCCCAAGUGCAACUACUUCUCUUUCCAGAUUAUGUCCACCAGCUGCCACAUGUUCCGACAGGUAAACGGGGUUAAGGAAGAAGGAACCACAGUUUCCGGCCCUAAGAAAUGCGCCGACAGCCAGGCCACCGACCCAUGCUUCAAUGAAGGUUUCCACUUUGGUCAGGUUCUCAAGAGACAUAAUGGGGUCUCCAGUGCCAAAGAGUGCCAGCAGUUGUGCGCCAGCUUUCCCCAUUCAUGUGUCGGCUUCACCUACGAGAACGCUUCACAGAAGUGUUUCUUGAUGUCCCAAACUGACGGUAUUCAAAUUAACGCAGCGUUCGUCGCGGGACCCAGGCAGUGCCCUACUUUUUAA
Molecule: messenger RNA, 1962 nt
Organism: Neospora caninum
Lineage: Eukaryota; Apicomplexa; Conoidasida; Eucoccidiorida; Sarcocystidae
Exons: 3
Coding region: 1-1962 (653 amino acids)
Biological process (GO): proteolysis
Cellular component (GO): extracellular region
Molecular function (GO): protein binding
Source: RefSeq, a predicted model, not a curated record